UUCUUCUUCUUCGAUCUCGCUCUCUAUCUCCUUCAGAUAUAUUCUCUGUUUUGUUUUGCUUUCCUCUCUCUCUCUCUCUUCAAGAAUAAUAUCUAUCAUUCAGAAUUUUCCUGCUCAUUAAAUAAAUUUUAUAAAAAAGGUAGGAAUUCUUGAAUCUCCGAUCUUCUUAGCUCUUUUAAUCAUGGGAAACUACCUUUCUCGCAAGCUAGUGAAUCCAUUAUUAUUCAAGAAUCCAAAAUCAAUAAAAGUGGUCUUCCCAUCUGGAGAAAUCCGGCAAAUCCACCAACCCACCAAAGCUGCUGAUCUCAUGAUGGAGACACCAAACUUCUUCGUCGUUAACUCCGCCUCCCUGAAAAUCGGUAAGAAGUUUCGUGCACUCAGUGCAGAUGAUGAUCUUCAUAAGGCAAAUGUGUACUUCAUGCUUCCUAUGGAUAGAAAAAACUAUGUGGUUACAGCGAGCGACUUGGGUGCUCUGUUCAGGACAGCCCACACUCGUGCAGUGAAACGGAUUGCUGGAGGGAAAUUUAGGGUCCGGCCAGAUACUGCUGAGGGUUCGGUGGACGCAGUGGUGGUGCCCAAGCUGAGGUUGGAGGGCAUAGGAGAAGUUUCUACGCCAGAGUUUAAGUAUAUGUUGUCCAUGUCACGAUCAAGAAAGCCAUUGUUGGCAACGAUAGAUGAAGAGCCGGUUCGUUCAAUAUCAGCAGGCGGACGCAUGUAGGAGGAGGCGACGGGCACUUGCCAAUUCAACUAAAAUUCAAUGGCAAACUGUUUUAUUCUUAUGUAUUAUCGCUCACAUUUAACAAAGGGCUUUAUCCAACUCAAAAACCAAGUCAUGUAUUUGCUUUUUGUCCGACCUUAAUUAUUUUGGCUUAUUAUUCAUAUUUAUUAAA
This is a messenger RNA of Manihot esculenta (cassava), 890 nucleotides long. RefSeq lists its product as uncharacterized. The transcript has a single exon. Lineage: Eukaryota; Viridiplantae; Streptophyta; Magnoliopsida; Malpighiales; Euphorbiaceae. The record is from RefSeq and is a predicted model, not a curated record. Bases 182 to 718 code for a protein of 178 amino acids.